AACUCUUAACUUGCUAAAGCCCUAAAAAUUACGAAGCGGGACGGGAGCAUCCAAGAACUGAAACCGUGGCCAAGGCUGAGGCGAGUAAGGGUUUCUAAGGGGACAAUUAAAUAUAAAUCAAAUAGGCAUGAUAGGGUCCUCCUUAACACUUCUGCUCGCGCCGGUCUCUCCUCCCUUUCACUCCUUUAAUCGACUCUCUCAUUUCCAUUCCUCUUCUCUCUCUGCCUCUGAAUUGUUAAGAGUCACAUCUAGAAGACUUGCUUUUGCUACAAAGACACAGGCAAUAUCGACCAUGACGAAUGUAAGUCUGUUUAACCAUUUUUAUGCAUAUUUUAUCUGGUGCAGUAAUAAUGCCAUGAGUCUCUGGGCUAAAAUAAAAGGGAAGAAUACUGAAUUUAAGGGGCCCCCAGCUGUUGGACAGGCUAUAAUGAAAAAUCUUCCUUUGUCUGAAAUGAUAGAAAAUUGCUCUGUGGCAGGACCUGGUUUUGUGAAUGUUGUUUUGUCAAAGACUUGGUUGGCUGAGAAAAUCCAGAAGAUGCUUAUUGAUGGUAUUGACACUUGGGCACCUAAGCUUGCAGUUAAAAGGGCUGUGGUUGACUUUUCCUCCCCCAAUAUCGCAAAAGAAAUGCAUGUUGGCCAUUUAAGGUCUACUAUUAUUGGUGACACGCUAGCCCGCAUGCUUGAAUACUCUAAGGUUGAUGUUCUUCGGCGAAAUCAUGUUGGCGAUUGGGGAACUCAAUUUGGUAUGUUGAUUGAAUUCCUCUUUGAGAAGUUUCCAAACUUUGAAGAUGUUAAUGAAAGCGCUAUUGGGGAUCUACAGGCAUUCUACAAGGCAUCAAAACAGAGGUUUGAUGCUGAUUCCGAAUUUAAGGAAAGGGCACAAAGAGCAGUGGUCCGCCUCCAGGGUGGAGAUCCCAAGUACCGCCAAGCAUGGAUGCAAAUAUGUGACAUCAGUAGGAAGGAGUUUGAUAAGGUCUACCAACGCCUUGGAGUUCAGCUUGAAGAAAAGGGAGAAAGCUUUUAUAAUCCACACAUUCCUGGGAUUAUAGAGGCAUUAAGCAAUCGAGGAUUAGUUGAAGAAAGUGAAGGUGCUCGUGUGAUCUUUAUUGAAGGAUUUAAUAUUCCUCUUAUUGUUGUGAAGAGUGAUGGUGGUUAUAACUAUGCUUCAACUGAUCUAACUGCCCUUUGGUAUCGCCUUAAUGAAGAAAAAGCUGAGUGGAUUAUAUAUGUUACGGAUGUUGGCCAGCAGCAACACUUUGAUAUGGUAUUCAAAGCUGCCAAACGUGCGGGUUGGCUUCCAACUGAUGAUAGCACGUUUCCUAAAGCUAGCCAUGUCGGAUUUGGCCUUGUUCUUGGAGAUGAUGGCAAGCGAUUUAGAACUCGGGCCACUGAAGUGGUUAGGUUAGUUGAUUUACUAGAUGAAGCUAAGACUCGGAGCAAAGCAGCACUUGUUGAGCGCGGUAAGGCUGAUGAGUGGACUGAAGAGGAGCUUGAGCGGACUGCUGAGGCCAUUGGUUAUGGUGCUGUUAAGUAUGCUGACUUAAAGAAUAACAGAUUGACCAAUUAUACAUUCAACUACGAUCAGAUGCUCAGUGAUAAGGGAAAUACUGCUGUUUACUUGUUAUAUGCUCAUGCUCGGAUCUGUUCAAUCAUUAGGAAAUCUGGUAAAGACAUAGAGGAGUUGAAGAAGACAGGGAAAUUGAUCCUGAGUCAUCCUGAUGAGCGUGCUCUGGGGCUUCAUUUAUUACAAUUUGCUGAAACUGUAGAGGAGGCCUGCACCAAUCUCCUGCCAAACGUGUUGUGUGAAUAUCUCUACAAUUUAUCUGAAUAUUUCACCAAAUUUUAUUCCAAUUGCCAGGUCGUUGGGUCAGCCGAGGAAACAAGUCGACUCUUGCUAUGCGAAGCAACGGCUGUGGUCAUGAGGAAAUGCUUUUUCCUUCUUGGAAUUGUACCUGUUUACAAGAUAUGAUACCACAAAUUCAAGAUGUAGAAUUUUGUACCUAUAUUUUCUCAGGCGGUAUAAAAAUUUUGUAUACGGAUCAUAUUGUAUGGUGAUUUUGUUGGAUUUCUCGUGCAACUGAAAAAUAGUUAGGCUUCAAUUGUAUGAUUUCCUGAUUGUAUUUCGCUGUGCAUGCAUCCCAUUUUGAACAUUUAAGGCUUCAAUCAUUGUUGUAUCCAGCCACGUGUGUGUGGUUUGUUGAAGUAAAUAUUUUUGUAAUUUUUUUUAAAAGGAAAAUCCUUUUUUUAAAACAAGGAAAA
This is a messenger RNA of Jatropha curcas, 2259 nucleotides long. The record is from RefSeq and is a predicted model, not a curated record. Lineage: Eukaryota; Viridiplantae; Streptophyta; Magnoliopsida; Malpighiales; Euphorbiaceae.